Naegleria gruberi is the source of this 1488-nucleotide messenger RNA. RefSeq lists its product as uncharacterized. Gene Ontology annotation, molecular function: protein binding. Lineage: Eukaryota; Heterolobosea; Eutetramitea; Acrasida; Naegleriidae. The record is from RefSeq and is a predicted model, not a curated record. The coding region runs from base 1 to 1488 and encodes 495 amino acids. The transcript is spliced from 4 exons.
AUGUCACAACAAACACCACUAAAACCUCAUUUAGAUUUUGUUAUUGAUAAGGUUAAACAAUUAUAUGUUGAUGGUGAUACUAUCGAUAAACAAAGAACAACAACGAUCCGAUAUCCAACUCAUAAUAUUGAUCCUACAACAUCACGUUAUUUUGAAAAUUCUCACAAUUAUCAAUUUAUUUGUGAUGAUUAUUUGUAUAUUUUCAUGGGUUCUAAUAUUUGGCACAGUUUUAAUUCUGUUGUGAAUGAUUAUUGUUUAAUGAGAAUUCAUUUGGAUGAAAUUAAUAGAUUAUAUGAAGAAACAGAGAAAAUUGCUGUAGAGGAGGUGAAAACAUAUAAUGGUUGUUAUGGAGGUAGAAUAUUUCCAGCAUGUUAUUAUGAUGAUGAUUUAAAGGAAGUCUUUUUAUAUGGAGGGUUGAAACAAGGAAGAACUCUGUCAAAUGAAUUUUAUGGAAUUGAUAUGAAAACAUUUAUUUGGAGACGAUACAUAUCAUCACAAUGGCUUCCAGGCCUUGAAGGACAUACCAUAGUAAAACGUAGGAAUGGAGAAUAUUAUGUUUAUGGAGGUCAUGGAGGAAAUUUAGUUUUCACAAAUUCAUUCUAUAGAGUAUUGUUGGAUCAUGUAGCAGGAACUGUUGAAUUUCAAGACAUGAAAAAGGAAAAAAUGUUUGGAUUCGAACAUGUCACAUCAACAGUUGCCUAUCAUCAAAGUUUAUAUUUUGAUAAGAUUGAUGCAAUGGUAGUGUUUGGAGGAAAAUUAAGAUCUGGAGAGAAUGCACCAAUGAGUAAUGAUUCACUCAUUUUCUACUUUAAAACAAAUACAUGGAUUAAGGUUGAAUCGACAGCCAUUCCAUGUAGCUCUCCAAUACCAGCAUUUAAGAAAAUACCAGACGAAUACAGAGUAAUGACAAAGAAUUUUUGGGUUAAAACUCCAAAAACUCGUUCUCAUAACAUGGUAAAGAUAUCACCAACCAAGUUAUUAUCUUUUGGUGGUACAUGUCAUACUAGAGAUCAGCCACAGGAUUUCACAAGAGAUGUUUUAAUAUUUGAUGUUGAGGAAUUAACAUGGCAAGUUUGUGAUACACUUUCAAGUCAUGAUCCUGAAGUUGUGUACUUGGUUGAUACCAAACAUUCAAUCGCUGCAUCAGAUGAGUCAUGUUUACAAGGAGUUGGACAAAUAUUUGGGCAAGAAUCAAAUGAAGCAAAGAGAUCACCUCACGAGCUUAAUAUCUCAGAAUUUGAUGAAACAUUUGUUGGACGAAACUAUUUUUCAAUGAGUCUGGAUUAUAAUAGAAAUAGUGUCUAUAUCUUUGGUGGAAGUGUCUGUUCUGUAAAUGGUACAAGAAGAUGGGAAUCAUCCGAUCUCACCAAAUUCCAUUUUCAACUUAGACCUACCAUUUCAAAAGCUUAUAGAAUGAUGAAAAUAUUUAUUGAUUCUCAGAAUAUUUGUGGACCAUUCUCUGACAUUACAAUACAAACAAAAGAAUAA